Molecule: messenger RNA, 4546 nt
Organism: Frieseomelitta varia
Lineage: Eukaryota; Metazoa; Arthropoda; Insecta; Hymenoptera; Apidae
Gene: mib2
Product: E3 ubiquitin-protein ligase MIB2
Exons: 11
Coding region: 328-3432 (1034 amino acids)
Biological process (GO): protein ubiquitination
Cellular component (GO): cytoplasm
Molecular function (GO): zinc ion binding; ubiquitin-protein transferase activity; protein binding
Source: RefSeq, a predicted model, not a curated record
GAAAAGCCGCAAAUUUUACAUGCCUCGAAUUUUUGUUUCGAGGUUUGUUUGAAAAAAAAAAAAGAAAAAAAUCUGCUCUCCUCUCUGGUUUUCCAUUAGCCUCGGCGAUCAGUCGAAAGAGGCGCCUUCGCCCAGCCCCCCGAGUUGUAAGGUUACGAUCGUUGACACGGACGCAGAAUCUUUAUCGGGAUGAACGUUCGCGGCCCUUAUUAACGAUGUCGUCGAGUAAAGGAAAUCGCCUCGGAGUACUUUUGUGCGCGUUCGUCCCAUUGCGUUUACCCGUGAUUCAAGGCCUAUGGACCUGCGUGGAAAGCCGGACGCGUGCAUAUGAUUCAUAAAAUACGUCGUGUUAGGUUUGACCGUCUCAGGGUCACGACACAGCAUCACGUGAAGUUGGAGAUGUUGGAAGUUGGUUUGAGGGUAGUCCGUGGACAGGAUUGGAAGUGGGAUGAUCAAGAUGGUGGAGAGGGUCAUGCAGGGACAGUCGUUGAAAUUGGUAGACCUCCCUCAUUUGGCAAUUCGGCUUCCAGCCCAAAUCCGUCUGACAGGACACCGGAUAAAACUGCCAUAGUCCAGUGGGACCAUGGGUCUAGAAGUAACUAUAGGAUUGGAUAUCAAGGUGCUUACGACCUGCUAAUAUUUGAUAACGCAGCUACUGGCGUCAAACAUGCAAAUAUCAUAUGCGAUGGAUGCAAAAGACACGGAAUAAUUGGCAUUAGAUGGAAGUGUAUGCAAUGUUGCGACUAUGACUUAUGUACUCAGUGCUAUAUGGCCGAUGUGCAUGAUCUGAAUCAUUGUUUCGAGAGAUUUCAAACAGCCAACUCUGUAGGGAUUCAACUGACUCCGAGAGAAGGUUGCACUAAGAUCCCUCUAAAAGGGAUAUUUAUAGGGGCCAAAGUUAUUCGCGGUCCUGAUUGGGAAUGGGGGAAUCAAGAUGGAGGAAGAGGAAAAACUGGCAGAGUUAUGGAUAUUCGUGGGUGGGAUAAUGAAAGUAGUCGGUCGGUGGCAACUGUAUCAUGGUCUAAGGGCAGUACAAACGUCUAUCGUCUCGGGUACAAAGGUUGCGUGGAUUUGUGUUACGUAGAGGAAGCUACGGCUGGCACAUACUAUAAGGAGCACCUUCCGCUUCUUGGACAACCGAUAAUGACUGUACCGGAUAACGGAGCCAAUGUAACUCCAACCAGAAGUGGUGUUCCUUUCGCUGUAUCUAGUCCUCGUCACACAACAUUGAACGUUGGCGAUAAGAUAAAGGUGUUGGUCGAUGUAGAGACAUUAAAAGAAAUGCAAGAAGGUCACGGUGGUUGGAAUCCACGUAUGGCCGACUAUAUAGGGAAAAUCGGCAGAGUUCAUCGUAUCACGGAUAAGGGAGAUAUCCGUGUGCAGUUUGAGGGAUGCAACAACAGAUGGACAUUUCAUCCGGGUGCGUUAACAAAAGUCAUUAGCAAAGACACUUUCUCCUUGGGGGACAUAGUUAGAGUGAAGACUGACUUAUCAACGGUCAAAAUCUAUCAGCGGGGUCACGGAGAGUGGAUAGAUGUAAUGAAAGACGCCUUAGGAAAAACCGGCAAAGUAAUUAAAAUAUACUCUGAUGGAGAUCUGAGAGUAGCACUAGAUGGUCAUACUUGGACGUUCAAUCCUUUGAGCGUCACGCCUGUUCCUCCUGGAACUGAAACUGCUGCUCUGCAGGAUGAAGCAAACAGAAGUCGUGAUUGGACAACCGAAGGUGUCGACACAGAGGUUGAAAAGCUGUUGAGAGACGCAGCCAGAGGUGAGGCUGGAGUCUUGGCAGUUCAAGAAUUUUUGAAAAAAUAUCCUGGCAGAGUAGAUGCAAGAGCUGGCGGUCCAGGGGGCGGUAAAAAGACUUGCCUGCAAGUAGCGGCGCAUCAGGGACAAAAGGAUCUUUGUACUCUUCUUCUGGAUGCUGGAGCAUCUUUACGAGCCAUAGAUGAGGAUGGAGACACGCCUCUUCACUACGCUGCUUUCGGCAAUCAACCAGAAAUAAUGGAGUUGCUUUUGUCACGUGGCGCGGCAAUCAAUGCCGUGAACAACGGCAAAUGCAGCGCGUUGCACGUUGCUGUGAACAAACAACACGCUCAGUGUGUCAGAGUGUUGUUACGUCACCAUUGCGACGUCAAUCUCCAAGACUCGUACGGAGACACAGCAUUGCACGAUGCCAUCGGGAAAGACGCUCUGGACAUAAUUGACGCCCUCUGCGCCUGUGAUAAAGUGGACUUCACUCUGAGGAACAAGCGAGGCUUCAAUGUGCUACAUCACGCUGCCUUGAAGGGCAAUGCUCACGCAACGGAAAGAUUAGUGGCACGAGCGAGGCAUCUGAUAGAUGUUAAAAAAGAAGACGGUUUCGCAGCACUGCACCUUGCAGCAUUGAACGGUCACAAAGACGUAGCCGCGAUUCUUCUCUCGCCAACCGGUGGAAAUGCAAAGGUUGAUCUGCGGAACAACCGUCGACAGACUCCCUUGCAUCUAGCCACUUCUCAAGGACACUGGGCUUUGGUGGAGUUUCUUGUGCAUCACAACGCUGAUAUUGCUAGCACGGACGCGGACGGUGACACGGUGCUGCAUAUCGCUAUAGUAAAGAGUCCUAAUCAGAGCAACGUGGUUCCUACGCCUGAAAGUUGUCAGGAUUCUCCCCUUAUUUAUGCGAUAUGGCAAAAUUUAACCAGGCAAGGCGCGAAAACAGAACUCGCGUUAGCUUGUUUCCUAGUGAGCGUCGACAGGAGUUGUACACUUCUGGAACACGCGAAAAACUCAAAGAAUAAAACGCCGUUGGAUCUUCUCGAAGCUGAUCCUCAGCUCACUCCGUAUGCUGAUUUGCUACGGUGUUAUCAGUACCAAAGUCAAAGUCAAUUAGAGAUAGAAAAUACUACUCCUGCUUCUCAACCUUCUAUAUAUCACAUAGACACAGCACUGCAAUCAGAACUGAUGCACGGAACAAGAAAAUGUAUUCCGGGCUCCGGUGACGCGUCUGAAUGUCACGGUUGUUUGGGUAUAGUGACAAGUACAAUUAAAGAUGGAAAUAGAUUUAAUCCGGGCAGCAGUGUUGUCAUCAACUGUACACACUGUGGUCGUGGAAUUGCCAAAACGAAAACUAACCAAGAUGGCCAAGUGGCAACGGGUGAAAUUCCUCUCACAAAACAGGAAGAAAAGGUGAAAGAUAAUGCACUGGAUGACAAGAAAAAGGAGGAAGAUCAUGAGAGUAAAGAGAGAGAGAAAGAUAAGGAUUUAGAACGCUUACGUUAUUUGGAAACAAGAGUAGCUGACUUGGAGGAAGCAAAUAUGUGCAGCAUCUGCAUGGAACGUCGCCGAAAUGUCGCUUUCUUAUGCGGCCAUGGAGCUUGCGAGCACUGUGCAGCUCCCUUGAAAACCUGUCAUAUGUGUCGCAAAGUUAUCACAAAGAAGAUUAACUUGUAUUAGACAAUCAAGUUGAGAAUGCUAUAUGCCCUCUAUGUAGAUGCUGUUUUAAUUUCCUAAUAUUCGUACGCCAACCACGCAAUAUCGGUUGGCAUGUAAAAUGAAAUGCUGAAUCGCAACUGCCAAAAUAUACAAUGUACUUUUUUUAAAACAAAAAAUGUUCAAUGAAUGUCUUCACAGCCGCACCAACGUCGUGCCAUAAAUGAAAAUAAAAUUCAGAAGAGUUACGCGGGCGAACUUUUUUUUCUCGACAAAUUCAGUCGUUCGAGCGGAACAAUCGCGUGCUUCUCUUUCUCGAAACUGUAAACGAUACUUUGCCCGUUACCAUCCCGUCCAUUUUUUAUCAUUAAAAACAAGCAUCUUGUAAGUGUUGUGUUGAAGCUAUUGACUCGAAACGUUAUCGAGCACUUCAAAAUGUUCAUGAAAAUAAAGCAAAAAGAUUCAUUUUUAAUGAACAUUCUGAAGUUCUCUUUUUUUUGUUAAUAAUACAUGUCUGACUGAAUAACGACACCACAACAUUAAGUAUAAUAAGGAUUCAUACAAACGAACUUGCAAGUUUUCAUACAUAUCGUAAAUAACUUUCUAUAAUAUAUAUUGUAUAUUAUUGUCAUUUGUAGAGAGUACCAUUUCUAUUAUUUUGUAUGUAAUGUUGAUGUGACAUUAGUAGCAUUAUAAAGAUUUAGUAUGUACGUACACAUAUAUACAUACAUGUAUAUAUCAAAUAAGGAUAUCAAAGGAUAUCGCUUCUAGCCAAAAUUAAUAUAAAAAAUUAUACUUAUUGAAUAAUUUAUAAAGUCUUUUUGUGAUUAUAUAAAUAAUAAAAUGAGAAUGAUAAAGAUUAAUCGUUAAGAAUAGCUUACUAUUGCAAAACAUGUGCCACCAAUAAACUAAAUCAAACAAAUUGUUUUGUAGUAGAGAUGUCUGUAUAUUGAGAAUAUUUAUAUAUAUAUAUGGGUAAGAUUUUUCUCGAAAAAAAAAAAACGUGCAAUACUCUUCGACAAGUUGGCAUGUCAUUAUUUCCGAUUAAAGUAUAGUGGUCCAAGCGUAGACCCUUUUUUAGAUACGUAACAAUAAAAAUAUAUGCUAUCGUACCGAUUAUACAUUUUACAGAUUCUUU